Molecule: messenger RNA, 2166 nt
Organism: Necator americanus (New World hookworm)
Lineage: Eukaryota; Metazoa; Nematoda; Chromadorea; Rhabditida; Ancylostomatidae
Exons: 21
Coding region: 1-2166 (721 amino acids)
Molecular function (GO): RNA binding; RNA endonuclease activity; protein binding
Source: RefSeq, a predicted model, not a curated record
AUGCUUCUACUUCUACAAAGUGUUAUUACACUUCUGUUAGCUUCUGAAAAUCUCGUUUGUCAUCCGUUCCUAAGCGAAUUUUCGAUGCUACGUUUCCGUACCACUGCGGAUCUUCAAUAUAUUGAAUUGGCUGUAACAGAAGAGUACCGAAGUAAUUUGCGAGCUAUGAAGAAAAUGAAGAUUGCCUCCUACGGUCUCUUAGUACUUAAUACGAAGUCAACUCUGAUUCUAUUUCUCUGGGUGAGCACAUCAUUCGCAGACAUGGAGUGCGGUGGUGACCUUACAGUUGAUGUAAGAAAACGAAUAAUUGAAACCCAUAACGAGCAUCGUAGGAAAGCCGAAAAGGGAGAAGUAGAGGGCAGCAAAGGGAAGUUGCCUGCAGCUAUGAAAUUAGCUGACUUGGAAUAUGACUGCGGACUGGAGCAAGAGGCUAGGAGGAGAUGCAAAGAUUUCAUAGAUGUCAAUUUCCUUUAUGGAUUGGGAGCCAACGAUGACGUUGUCGUCGGAAAGGGCUGUAAUCCACCCCCGCAACCUGUCAAAGACUUCCUUACAUCAUUUAAUAGAUGGUGGGAACAAUCGAAAUACAUUGAGCCGUCAGAAAAUAAUACAGUACUUCUCAAGCAUAUAUACAACGGUCAACCUUUCGCACAGGAAAAAGUAUUCAUGUUGCCCGCGAGCUUGGUACCUAGCGCAGGUGAAGAUGCUACGGGUGUUCGUGUCGUGGUUAAAAAAGUCACCGAGGGAUUCCAGGUGACUUCAAACGACUUGGCUAAAGCUGUAAACGUCCGAGACUUUGAGAAGGACAAGGGAAUUCUGGAGGUCGCAGUUUGUGACCUACGGAUCUGGCGUGCACUAUUUAUUCGACCACCGCGCUCUGGGAUUCAGGGAUCAUCAAUGGAUGAAAAAGCACUUAUGGAUGGAAAGUAUAUGGGAAUUGGCUUGUCGAAGAGUGUUAAGGUUUUGGAAGGAGAAGGCCAGUCGUGCAGCGCUUAUGUGGUAACAGACGAUCCAAGGCCGGGGCAAUAUAAUUUAAACACUCAAGCCGCUAUGCAGCCGAUCAAUCAGAAGAACAUUCUCCAGCUGAUAAAGAGAUUAUACGUAAGGACCACUUAUGGAAAGAAAAGAACCUUCCCGAUUGGAAACAUUGCACAAGCGGCUAAUCAGCUGAAAUUCCAAACUGUUGAAGGGACACAAUGUACUGUUGAGCAGUACUUCAAAAAACAUUAUAACAUUGUGCUUAAGCAUCCAGGAAUGUUCACUGUCUCAGAGCGCCAUAGUCCACACACGUAUUAUCCUGUAGAGCUGUUAAGGGUGGCUCCUUCCCAGAGAGUAACCUUACAGCAGCAAACUCCUGAUCAAGUUGCUACCAUGAUCAAGGCAUGUGCAACGUUGCCUCAAAAUAGACUCCACCAAACGAAGCUUCUAAAGGACGCUCUGGAUAUCAAGCCGGGCAAUUCGCGCCUCGCUGUAGCUGGCAUCAGCGUCGAGAAUGGAUUUACAACGGUUCCUGGGCGUGUUUUGCCGCCCCCAUCAAUCAUUUAUGGAGGAAAUCAACUAGUUAAACCGAUAGACAAUUGUAAAUGGAACGGGGACAGAUCGAGAUUCCUCGAGCCAGCCAGGUUAUACAACUGGGCGGUAUGUGCAACGCUAACACCGAAUGACAGUCGUCGCUUGCACAUUAAGGAAUACAUUGCGCGAGUGGAAGGCAGGUGCCGUCAACGCGGAAUGGAUGUGGAACCAUGCUCCGAGAUCUUUAACCUUCAGCGUCAGAAUUUUGAGAGUUUGAAGGAAUGGUACGCUUCUCAGAAAGAGAAGGAUCGCCGGUACCUCAUGUUCAUCACAUCUGACCACAUUAAGCAACAUGAUCUGAUAAAGCUCCUGGAGAUCGAGUAUCAAAUUGUCUCUCAAGAAAUCAAGGGAAGUAAAGUAGAUGCUGUUCUUACUAGGAACCAGAACCAAACUCUUGAUAACGUAAUUGCAAAGAUUAAUGAAAAACUUGGUGGCGUCAAUUACAAUAUUAUGCUCGGUUCUAGUCCUUCUGACAAAGCUAACAAAUGGCUUUCCGAGAAGGACCGCAUGUUCGUCGGAUUCGAAAUAUCGAAUCCUCCGGCUCUGUCGAAGGCUGAAAUCGAACGUGGAGCAGCUUACAAGGUGUGGAAAAUUUAA